Hypanus sabinus (Atlantic stingray) is the source of this 2576-nucleotide messenger RNA. RefSeq lists its product as uncharacterized. The transcript has a single exon. The record is from RefSeq and is a predicted model, not a curated record. Gene Ontology annotation, molecular function: protein binding; GTP binding. The coding region runs from base 3 to 2576 and encodes 857 amino acids. Lineage: Eukaryota; Metazoa; Chordata; Chondrichthyes; Myliobatiformes; Dasyatidae.
UGAUGACAGUGAAACUUCACCUCAGAAUAUUGAAAGAUAUUCCUGUUGUUAAAUCAUUGAGUGAGUUACAUAAAGAGUUGAUGAAUCCAGCAACAGACCACGUGGUCUGCUUCGCUUUUACGACACUGAAAAAGGAUGAUGUCUAUCUGAAAGAGGCAACAAACUACCUCAAAUCUCCUGCAGAUCAGAAGAUAAAGAGAGCAACCACUUUUGAUGGAGAUUUUGCAACAAACCAGAAUGAGCAAUGGUUUAACUCACAGGCUGUUUGCCGAAGGCUGAAGGAACAAGCUAAGUUAUUCCAUGAUUUUGCAACAGCCAACAGAGCAGAUAGGAAAACUAAAUUCUUUGUUACAUCUGUACAUGAUGAGAGCAUCUUAGGGGCAAAUAUUUAUCUCUAUGAGGGAAGUAAUAUGAAAGGUCAAUAUUUUCAACCCCCAUCACAGCCUGGGAGACCUGUGGCUAGUGGAAUAACACAUGAUAGUGUAACACUGCAGUUACACCCUCCCAAAAAUGGUGCCGAAGAGAUUGUGAAUUACAAGGUAGAGUACCAAACACUUCAGCAGGAGGGAUGGACAACUCUAGACACAACAGACAAGAGUCACUCUGUUACAAUAUCUGGGUUGCAGCCACACCAAGAAUAUAAUUUCCGAUACAGGUCGGUGACCAAGGUUGGGCUCAGCAAGGUCAGUGAUAUCUACAGGACGAGCACACGUCCCACAGGUCCACCUGGUAAUCCAGUUUUCCAGGAUUGCUCACCCAUUACAGCACUGUCCUUUGACUACUCAAGGCAGACUCCAUCUGAAGCUAAAAUAGCUCGGCGCAGUAUCAAACAUAUUGUAGAGAGGAAUGUUACAUGCAACAAGGAUGGUAGAUUAUGGAAAGAAAUAAAGCCAGUAGAUAGUCAAAGUCAUGAUAAUUUACAGAGAAUGAAACACUCUGGAGGAACAGCGUGUGGCAAUAUUUCAAUAGAAAUAGAAAAUGAACCAAACAGAAAAGUCCACGAACUUUGCAAAGAGGCUUUAUUGGUAGUCAGAGGAAACCCUUCCAUUUACAAACUCAACCUGCAGAAAAUAGUAUUUGAUCAGUCCAGGCAGUUUGUUAAAUGCUCCUUUGGAAAUCCCAGUAGUAAACAUAGAAUGAAGACAAUUGUUCUUCUCGGGGCAACAGGGGCAGGGAAGACAACCCUCAUCAAUGGGAUGAUCAACUACAUCUUGGGCGUGGAAUGGGAGGACAACUCCAGGUACAUGUUAAUACAUGAAGAGACAGGAAAAUCACAGGCUGAAAGUCAGACAUCCUCCAUCACUGCUUAUCAAAUCCACCAUCAUGUAGGAUUUAAAAUCGAUUAUUCUUUGACUGUUAUUGAUACGCCAGGAUUCGGAGACACCAGGGGAAUAAGCCGAGAUCAAUUGAUCACUGAGAAUAUCCGAGAGUUUUUCAGUUCCUCAAAGGGUGUUCAUCAAAUCGAUGCCGUGUGUUUUGUUGUUCAAGCCUCUUUGGCUCGCCUGACUGACACACAGAAAUAUAUUUUUGAUUCAAUUCUCUCUAUUUUUGGCAAAGAUAUUACUGAUAACAUUCAGAUACUGGUGACAUUUGCAGAUGCUCAGUUUCCUCCAAUAUUGGAGGCUUUGAAAUUAGCUGACGUGCCAUGCCCCACAGAUAAAAAUGAUAUGCCAGUAUGCUUCAAGUUCAACAAUUCUGCUAUCUUCGCCCAGCGUCCAGUCUCUGGAAAUUCUGCAAACAAGAAGAGCGCUGAUGCAAUUAGUGAUGAUGAAGAAGAUGAUGCUAGCUUUGAUGAAAUUUUCUGGAAGAUGGGAACAAAAAACAUGAAGGAUUUUUUUACAGCCCUGAGCGCCAUGAAAUAUAAAAGUUUACGACCGGCUGGAAACUGCCCAAAAGAAGGUAAACAACUGGAGGCCCCAGUGGAAGGAUUACAUAUUCAAAUCCGAGAAGGGCUAAGCAAAUUGGAGGAAAUCCGGAAAACUCAACAGAUGCUGAACUUACAUCAGACUGAGUUGAAUGCAAACAGAGACUUUGAGUAUACGAUUAACUUUACAGUUGCUGUGAAGAAGGAUGUCAGACUGCUUGGUUCGUUCGCGAACAACUGUCAGAAAUGUCACUUCACCUGCCACUAUCCUUGCAGUGUCCCAUUUAAUAUGUUGACCUACUUGUGCAGAACAAUGGAUUGGUGGGGGAACUGCAAAGUCUGUCCUCAAAAAUGCAGCUUCAAAGACCAUUCUAUUGAAUGGUACAGGUAUGCCUAUGAAUCGAGAACAAAGAAGAGGACAUAUGGGGAACUGAAAGAAAAAUAUGAGAAGGCUCAUGGUGAGACCAUCACACAGGAGAAUGUCAUGGAAAUACUCGAGCAGAAGUUUGUUAAGGUUCGAGGGACAGUGCUGGUGCUGAUUGAACAAUUCAUACAGAACAUUGGAAACCCAAACCGGUUAUCCACACAAGCUUACAUUGAACGUAUGAUUCAUUCUGAGGAAGUAGAGGCACUGCCAGGGUUCGAGGAGCGAAUUCAGGCACUGCGAGUCGUUAAGAAACAGGCAGAGUUAAGAGAAGGUAGCCAUAAAUAA